This is a messenger RNA of Zingiber officinale, 2379 nucleotides long. Its product is annotated as GBF-interacting protein 1-like. NCBI's taxonomy places the organism in Eukaryota, Viridiplantae, Streptophyta, Magnoliopsida, Zingiberales, Zingiberaceae. Gene Ontology annotation, molecular function: protein binding. The transcript has 10 exons. The coding region runs from base 110 to 910 and encodes 266 amino acids. The record is from RefSeq and is a predicted model, not a curated record.
AAGUGGGUGGAGAGGAGAUGAUAUAAGAGACUCACGUCCACGGCCGCGCCCCUCGAACUUUCGCUUUCCCUCUUCUCCAGGAAGAGCGCACCGACAAAGGGGACAAAGGAUGACUGCUGCCGGAGACGGAACCGGGGGUAGGGUGAACGGGCAGGCGGCGACGAUCCCGUCGGGGUCGAGGAAAUUGGUGCAGAGUCUUAAGGAAAUCGUCAACUGCUCCGAACCGGAGAUCUAUGCCAUGUUGCGUGAGUGCAAUAUGGACCCUAAUGAGGCCGUCCAAUGCCUCCUAUCCCAAGAUACUUUUCAGGAGGUCAAAAGCAAGCGUGACAAGAAAAAGGAGGUCAGAGAGUUUCCGAAAUCUAGAUCUCAAACAGUCAACACCAAUUCAGGUCAUGGAUCUAAGGGUAGUAGUGAUCAUAGGGGCCGUCAUCAGUCCAGUUUGACUGAUAAAAACCAUGGCAUUGGAACUGCUGAACAUCAUCGCAUUUCCAAUUAUUAUGGGUGGUCCCUAGUCCAAGAGCAACCUGCAGAAAGUGUGUUAACCACUAUGGAGAUAACUUCACCAGCUUAUACUAACCCAUCAGAACUGGCAGCACCUAAUUUGAUGGUUGUUUGUUUGGACUUGCAAAUAGAUCCUUGUUCAGAAGAUAUCCAAGACCAUGAUGGAAGAGCAAGUGUUAAACCUCAGCCAAUAGAAUCCAGACCCAUAUCUGCAUCGGAAAGGCAGUUAGAUGUUGAAACGUCUGAAGAUGCUUCCUAUUUCGAUGACAGAUUAUUGAGUAUGGAUUCCUACCAAUCUGUAGAUCUUGAAUUUAAUUGCCAUAAAGCUGAGGAUGGUUUGGAGAUUUCUUCAACUGCCGCAACACUAAGGCAAUUAAGUGUACAUGGGGGAGGGGAACACAAAAACUAAGGCUGGGCCUGCAUUAAUAAUUCCUGACCAUCUCAGGGUUACAAAUGCAGAUUGUUCCCAACUAAGUUUUGGUAGUUUUGGGGCUGGUGCAUUUUUCAGAUCCUUUUCGUCAAAGCCACCAGAAAGCAACUUGAAAGUGGCCCCAGCUGUAAAUGAUGAUUAUCAAAUUGAUGAGUCAGAUUCGAGAAAUCAUGAGUACCACAACAAUGAGUAGUUCAAGCCUACUCUCACUGAGAAUGUAGCGUCCGUAACUUGCACUGCUUCAGAAAAUGUUGACGUGCCUUCAAUUUCACAACGUGAAGGUUCAUUGGAUGCUACAAAUGAGUAUGACUUUCUGCAGUUUCCAGUUAUGGGUUGCCAAGCUCCACACAGACAAAUGCUACAGCUCACACCUAUCUGCAUGGGAAUUCACAAAUACAAAAUCUUUCACCUUUUUCAAGUCUAAUGCAAGCCAAUUCUCUACAAAACAACAUGUUAGCAACAAGCUUUCCACAUCUUCGAGACGUUGAUCACCCUUUGUCUCCCCUGCUUGCAAACUAGCAUGUAUCGAGAGGUAUGGCACUACAGUGUCAUCUAUCGGUGGACCAUCCUCUUCCAUGCCCGAGGUCUUGAAACCCACAAUGUUUCUGAAUCCUCAAUCGGCUCCUGUAUCCUUGCCUACAACCACCCUGCUAACAAGCUCUGCAUUCCCUCAGGCCCUUCCUGUUCCGCAUUACUCUCAGCCAGCUAUUCCAUUAGGGCAUUUUGCUAAUCUGUUAAGCUAUCCCAUUCAACCACAGAGCUACCCAUACUUGCCUCCGAUGCCACAAACAUUGUCUGUGGUCAGCCCAUUCCAUCCAUCUGCUGUCUUACAUAAUGCCGGCAUGAAGUAUUCGCAACUUCAAUACGAAAGCAACUUACCCACACCAAGCUUGCCCCAGGCUUCUGCCAUAUCUCAUUAUGGAGGGUUCGGAAGCUCAUCUAGCAUUCCUGGAGGCUUGAACCUCACCCACACAACUGCUUCUAACACGAUGGUUGGGAUUAAUGAAGCUCUGAGCCAGCAGUACAGAGAAGCGAGUCAUUUCUUAUCCCUUCAGCAGGAGGCUUGCAAAGAGAACAUUUACAGAAUCCUACCGAACUGAAUCUCAAUGGUUCUCAGACCACCAUACAAUCGCAACCAGCAAGCCAAAUCUGGCAACAAGGCUACUAAGCCGUCUCCUAAGUUUUCAAAGUUCUUUAGAGUGCUCAAGUAGGUUGAUCCCAGACAUAUGCCAGUUUGAGCGUUCAGGACUAAGAGGCGCUUCUUGUAUCCGACGAGGGCUGUGCGUUUUCAGAGUUCGAGCGCGUGUUCUAAUGUCGGUGACGAAGUUGGUGGCGUAAAAACUGAACAUGGAGAACAUUUCUUGAUCUCCUUCACCUUCAGCCCAGCAAAGGCAUCCAUCAGCACUAAGAUGCUCUGCGCGUGGACCAGGUUCAGGUUGCCGAGGUAG